Molecule: messenger RNA, 1045 nt
Organism: Sodiomyces alkalinus F11
Lineage: Eukaryota; Fungi; Ascomycota; Sordariomycetes; Glomerellales; Plectosphaerellaceae
Exons: 2
Coding region: 134-886 (250 amino acids)
Source: RefSeq, a predicted model, not a curated record
AUUUCGUGUUGUGUACAGGUAUCACGGUAUCUCAGAUCAACUGAUUCUUCCUCCUUUGUCAAAGUCCCCAAAGCCUUAUUCUGCCUCAACAGUCUUAGAGCUACCCGAUUCGGUCCCGCCUCCACAGCCCACCAUGCCCCUCCCCGACUUCACAUCAACAACCCUCUUCCCCCCGUUCGUCUCAUUACCUCUUGAAUCCGAUGCUCCCGGCCAGUCAUCUUCGCCGUCACCAUCUUCAACCGACCUCCCUUCCUACGCCGAAUCGAACCCCCCACCAUCCUCAUCCUCGCACCCGACAUCGCCAACACCCCAAACAGCCCCUCCGCCGUCAUACUCGUCCACGACAACGACGAGCACGCACUUCCUCCUCGCGCAGGUGAAGCAGAACAUGACCAUCACGAAGCCGACUCUCGUGGUUACGGACCGCCAAGGCACCGACUUCGCCAUCACGUUCGAGGACCGCGGCGUCGAUCUCCGUCCCGUCAAGGCCGGGUGGACCGUCGUCGUGCCGGGGGCUGCGCGCGUUGCGCCGUCCGCAGAGGGGAAGCGGGGUUUCGUCCGCGUGCCCCAGGGCCGCGGCACGGGCGUGCAUUACCUCCCCGCGUCGCUUGGGCGGGUUUUCGAAGUGGGGGCGCAGUUGAAUGAGGUUGAGGCGCGGCAAGGGGGCCGUGAUGGGGAUGGGGAUGGGGACGGCGCCGCCGAGGCGGAGGAGUGUGUGAGCUGCGGUGCGACUGAGGGAGAAGGGGGCGGGAAACUCAUGAGGUGUACGGGCUGUAAGUGGGUUCGAUACUGCAAUAAGGCUUGUCAGAAAAAAGACUGGGGUGAGGGCGGGCACAAGAACGAUUGUAAGGUAUUCAAGGCAAUGGCUAUUACAUGGGGAUCGUGAGGGUACCCAUUUGCAGCCACGAAUUUUCGCCGCCGAAUGGAAUGAGAGUGCAUCCGAUAGCUCGAUUCUGGCCCACGCUCGGGCGAUGAAAUCGGACUAGGGCCAUGUUUUACUCAAUAAUUAGAUUACUGCUGGUAACAUUGGACUUGGAGAUCCCGC